Molecule: messenger RNA, 951 nt
Organism: Acanthosepion pharaonis
Lineage: Eukaryota; Metazoa; Mollusca; Cephalopoda; Sepiida; Sepiidae
Source: the annotation of a GenBank genome assembly
AUGUAUUCACCAUUCAAGAAAUCGGAUGGCAGAAGAUUCUCGGCUGAAGCUGCGAUGCCUGUUGCUGGGGGUCGACUUAUGCUUCCUGAACUCUGUGCACCCAUACACCAAGGGCGUGACAUGCAAACGGUAAUUACCAAACAAUUCUCUUCUUCGUCGCAGUCAAUUAAGCAUUUCAGCGGCGGUAAUCUCCUACAAGAAGAAAAUCUCUUCAGCACCAAAGCCAAUUUUUUUGCCGAUUCAUUAUGCGGUCAUAAAAAUAACAUGGAGCGAAAAACUUCCUGCUAUAACGACGAGAGUCACACAUCUUCUCGAACGGACACUCUGGUCCGUGGCGCAAAUCGAGACAAACUGCAAUUAGUGACCACUGGGAUAAGAGAGAGACACAAAUCGGGCAAAGAACACACAUACACAACCAAAGAUGACAACACCACGCAUGUCCAGAAACAAACAAGUAGAAGAAAUGUAUUGAAGAAAUUUUCCAAUUUCUCUCUCUCUCUCUCCUUCCCCCCUCUCUCUGUCUCUGUCUCUGUCUCUCUCUCUCUCUCUCUCUCUUUCCAUUUCUAUCUAUCUAUCUAUCUAUCUAUCUAUCUAUCUAUCUAUCUAUCUAUCGAUCGAUCUAUCUAUCUAUCUAUCUCUUUCUCUUCAUCUAUCUAUCUAUCUAUCUCUUUCUCUUCAUCUAUCUAUCUCUCUCAAUCUAUCUAUCUAUCUAUCUAUCUAUCUAUUUCUCUUCAUCUAUCUAUCUCUCUCAAUCUAUCUAUCUAUCUAUCUCUUUCUCUUCAUCUAUCUAUCUCUCUCAAUCUAUCUAUCUAUCUAUCUAUCUAUCUAUCUAUCUCUUUCUCUUCAUCUAUCUAUCUCUCUCAAUCUAUCUUAGUGAAUUUCUUCCUUUAUUAUCUCUCUCUCUCUCUCUCUCUCUCUCUCUCUCUCUUUCUAUCUCAUAUUUAUUUUUAA